This is a messenger RNA of Lodderomyces pseudojiufengensis, 1068 nucleotides long. RefSeq lists its product as uncharacterized. The record is from RefSeq and is a predicted model, not a curated record. Gene Ontology annotation, cellular component: Golgi membrane. The transcript has a single exon. Lineage: Eukaryota; Fungi; Ascomycota; Pichiomycetes; Serinales; Debaryomycetaceae. The coding region runs from base 1 to 1068 and encodes 355 amino acids.
AUGUCUAGUAAAAGAAUUAAUCUACCUUAUACGACUCAAGAUUUAUUUCCACAAUCAAUGACAACUCAAUCAAAUUCCAAAACUCCUAAUUCAACAAGAGCAGGUUCAAUAAUAUCAACUCCAUCAUCAUUCUAUUUACCACGACCUAAUUUACAUCAUUAUAAUUCUAAAACAUCUUACAAACAAAAAUUUAAAAAAGCAUCAAAUUUUAUAUCAAGAAUUGAAUUUAAAAAUUUAAAAACAAUGAUAAAAAGGCUAUUUAAACCAAAGACAUUAGAUUUUGAAACUGCUAUAUGGGAAAUAUUUCAUCUUAUUAUAAAUCCAAGAAAAAUGUAUAGAUCUCAUUAUUAUUAUAGACAACAACAAAAACAUCAAGUAACUCAAAAUGGAGGUUUAAAUACUACUCAAUCUCAAAUUUCAAAUAAUUCACAAAUAUCUUCAGUUAUACAAACUAAUGAAACUAGUUCUUAUACAAGAGAUGAUCCUUCAUUUUUAAUUUUAAUUACUUUAUUUUUAUCUAUAAGUGCUAUUGCAUGGGGUUUAGCUUAUUCACCUAACAUUAUAGAUAUUUUAAAAUUAAUCUUGUAUAUGGUUAUAAUAGAUUUUUAUAUAAUGGGGAUAAUAAUAUCAACAAUUACAUGGAUAGUUACUAAUAAAAUUUUUAAUUUAGAUUCUCAGAUAUCAAAAUAUUCAAUAAAUUAUAUUGAAUGGGGUUUUUGUUUUGAUAUUCAUUGUAAUUCAUUUUUAAUUAUAUGGUGUUUAUUAUACUUGGUUCAAUUUAUUUUAUUACCUAUAAUAAGAAUUAAAAAUUCCAUAUUAGGUUUAAUUAUUGGUAAUACUUUAUAUUUUGGAUCAAUUGGUUAUUAUUUUAUUGUUUCAUUUUAUGGAUUUAAUUCAUUGCCCUUUAUAACAUCAACUAUUUUAAAACUGAAUUAUAAAAAUCCUGCAAGGAUUUUACAAUUAAUUGUUGUUGGAGGAAUAUUACCAAUUUUAUUAAUAAUAUGGUUAAUUACUAUAUUAUUUAGAAUAAAUGUUGCUGAAAAAAUGAUACACCUGUAUUUUAAUUAA